Colletotrichum gloeosporioides is the source of this 522-nucleotide messenger RNA. RefSeq lists its product as uncharacterized. NCBI's taxonomy places the organism in Eukaryota, Fungi, Ascomycota, Sordariomycetes, Glomerellales, Glomerellaceae. The record is from RefSeq and is a predicted model, not a curated record. The coding region runs from base 1 to 522 and encodes 173 amino acids. The transcript has 2 exons.
AUGCCGUCAAGGGACAAGAUCAACCUCCUUUUCGAGCUCGACAGGAUGUUGUGCUUUGACAUUGACAACAUUCCUGUCGUGAUCAACGUGCUGGAGCAAGUCCUGAUGCUCCCUGCACGGAUCUGGGAAACGCAGGCACGAGACGACGCCGUCUACCCCGGGAUCCUGCCCACAGGUUUCGGUCCCUUCCUGGUUCCCGACACCCACGAGUCGUCUAUGCAUCGGACACGGAUCGUGUUCGAGCUGAACACUUCAGAUACAUCUGAGCUACUCCUCGACAUGCUCAGCGAGGACGAGCUGGAGUCUGUGGGCCAUCCAGCAUGUGACUUGGAUGAGGGUCUUUCCGAGGAUGAGUUUGUUGGAACGUCUGACUCUGACUCUGGUGGAGGCUUAUCCUUGUUAGAGCAGAGCGCUGAAUGUGACGAUGAGUAUGGUGGAACAUCUGACGACGACUCCGACUUUAUUGAACACUCAGACGCGUCGGGUGAAGGCUUUGAUUCUGACGCUCGAGAUAUCGAGUAA